AGUAAUAAUACACUUCUCCCUUCAUAACCCGACCCGAAACUCAUCCUCUUGGUGCAGUUCAGUUCCUAUAAAAACCUCAAACUAGAGUGCCUACUCUUCUCACUCAAACUCUCUCUUCCUCAAUCUCUUUUUACCAUCUUGUUACACAUUAACAAUGAACAUGGGGUUCACUUUUAGAAAUGUAGGCAUCUAUGCAUUAGUGUUGCUAAUGGCUAGUGGAAUGGCCAUGGGAGCUGCCCCAAGGAAGGCUGUGAAUGUACCAUUUGGUAGAAACUAUGUUCCCACUUGGGCUUUUGAUCAUAUUAAGUACUUCAAUGGUGGUAAUGAGAUUCAGCUGCUUCUCGACAAAUACACUGGUACUGGAUUUCAGUCCAAGGGGUCUUAUCUUUUCGGGCAUUUCAGUAUGAAUAUCAGGAUGGUUCCCGGAGAUUCUGCUGGCACAGUCACUGCCUUUUAUCUAUCAUCACAAAACUCAGAGCAUGAUGAGAUAGAUUUUGAGUUCUUGGGGAACAGAUCAGGGCAGCCCUAUAUACUACAGACUAAUGUCUUCACCGGUGGAAAAGGUGACCGUGAGCAGAGGAUUUUCCUCUGGUUUGACCCCACCAAAGACUUCCACUCCUACUCUAUUUUGUGGAAUCUCUACCAGAUUGUGUUCUUGGUUGAUGACAUUCCAAUCAGAGUGUUCAAAAACAGCAAAGAUUUGGGCGUGAAAUUCCCAUUUAAUCAACCAAUGAAAUUGUACUCAAGCUUAUGGAAUGCCGAUGACUGGGCAACAAGGGGAGGAUUGGAGAAGACAGACUGGUCCAAGGCACCCUUCAUUGCUGCUUACAAGGGCUUCCACAUUGACGGAUGUGAGUCGUCAGUGAAUGCCAAGUUCUGUGCCACUCAAGGACAACGCUGGUGGGAUCAAAAGGCCUUCCAAGAUCUUGAUGCCUAUCAGUAUCGUCGCCUGAAAUGGGUUCGCGAGAGAUUCACAAUCUACAAUUACUGUGCUGAUCGAAAAAGGUUUCCUACAAUGGCACCCGAGUGCAAAAGAGAUCGCGACGCCUAGUUGAUCAAUCUGGAUCAUGGCUGUGCAACACCAUUCUGUUCUAAACCAACAUUUACCUUCUCUUUUGUACUUAUAUUUACUGCAUUGUAUGUUUGAUUCCUCUUGUAUCCUACAUAUAUGCAUCAUGCAUCCCUGCGGAUUAUGUUGCUGUCAACAUUACAAAAAUAUAUUUAUAUAUGCAGCUCACUCUUUGUGAGGACUAUUUGCUCCUAUAAUAUUUCAGUUCACAAA
Molecule: messenger RNA, 1282 nt
Organism: Daucus carota subsp. sativus
Lineage: Eukaryota; Viridiplantae; Streptophyta; Magnoliopsida; Apiales; Apiaceae
Product: xyloglucan endotransglucosylase protein 2
Exons: 4
Coding region: 155-1051 (298 amino acids)
Biological process (GO): xyloglucan metabolic process; cell wall biogenesis
Cellular component (GO): cell wall; apoplast
Molecular function (GO): xyloglucan:xyloglucosyl transferase activity; hydrolase activity, hydrolyzing O-glycosyl compounds
Source: RefSeq, a predicted model, not a curated record